CUGAGAUUUUCCCGCAAAAUCCGUUUCCGAGUUGAGGAAAUUUCAGUUUUGGCUCUGGAAAUGCAAGACAUACACUCGAUCGCCGGAGGAAGUCGCUUGUUCGGCGGCGCUGGCGGCGGAGACCGUCGUCUACGGCCACAUCUCCACCACCAUCAAAACCACCAAGCCUUGAAGUGUCCAAGGUGUGAUUCUCUCAAUACCAAGUUUUGUUAUUAUAAUAAUUAUAAUCUCUCUCAGCCACGUCACUUCUGCAAGAACUGCCGUCGUUACUGGACGAAAGGCGGGGUCCUCCGUAACGUCCCCGUCGGCGGUGGCUGCCGGAAAACCAAACGCUCCUCCUCUUCUAAGUCUAAAUCGAACUCAGACGCAGCGGCGACUCCUCCUCCACCUCCUCUCCGUGAACGCAAAUCCACUUCUCAUUCCAGUAGCGAGAGUUCCAGUUUGACCGCCACCACUACUACCGCUGCCGCAGCGGCGGCAGCGGCAGCGACUGAGGCCGUGUCGGCUCCGUCGUCUAAUUCGGCAUCGACUUUAUUGAACGUACAGGAUACGAAAUUGUUCCCUGGUCCGGCUACAAAUACAAACCCUAAUUUUGAAAGUACGGCCGCGGGGAUUUCGGACUGCGGAAUUUUCUCGGAAAUUGGAAGCUUCACGAGCUUGAUCACAUCGUCUAACGAGACAUUGGCGUUUGGAUUCGGUAACAUGGCGGACGUGACGGCGUUUGCGAUGAAUAAUCAUCAGCAGUUUCAAAAUCAAGCGGCGAAUCAGUGGCCGCCGCCGCAGAGAAUGAUGAACGUUAGCGAUGAACUGAAGAUGCAGGAGAUCACAGACGGCGGAGGAGGAGGGUAUUUGGAUCAGACGGCUCAGGUAGAUCCGUCAGGGCUUCAGAAUAGCAGAUCAAACAACAUUGGAUUUGGGCCGUUGGAUUGGCAAUCAAACGGUGAUCAUCAAGUUCUGUUUGAUCUUCCCAACGCCGUUGAUCAAGCAUACUGGAGUCAAAAUCAAUGGAAUGAUCAAGACCAGGCUAAUCUGUACCUUCCGUAAAUCACUCGAGAGAUCACAGACAGGACUUUCUUAGCCCCACCACCUCCGUUUUCUUUUCUCUCUCUCUCUCUCUCUCUCUCUCUCUCUUUUUUUAAAUUUUAUUUUUAAAAUUUUCCUAAUUUUAGUAUAAAAUUAAAGAAAUAUCUCUCAAUGAAAGGAAAAAAAA
This is a messenger RNA of Benincasa hispida (wax gourd), 1210 nucleotides long. Its product is annotated as dof zinc finger protein DOF5.4. Lineage: Eukaryota; Viridiplantae; Streptophyta; Magnoliopsida; Cucurbitales; Cucurbitaceae. The record is from RefSeq and is a predicted model, not a curated record. Gene Ontology annotation, biological process: regulation of DNA-templated transcription. Gene Ontology annotation, molecular function: DNA binding; DNA-binding transcription factor activity.